GAUCCUUUGGCCUUAAUGCAGCAUGUUGUCAGGUACAAUAAGCUGAGUCGAGAAGUUCGAGAUUUGGCACGCAAGAUCCGAGACCUUAAUGAGAAAGACUCCUUCCGAGUCAAGUGUACAAGCCAACUAUUGGAAAAACUAUAUUCAGCAGGCCUGAUCCCCACAAAGCAAGGACUGCAACUUUGUGAGAGAGUGUCAGCUUCAUCUUUCUGCAGGAGGCGACUCCCCACCAUUAUGGUGAAACUUCGGAUGGCUCAGAACCUAAAAACAGCAAUUACCUUCAUUGAACAAGGACAUGUGCGGGUUGGACCAGAAGUAAUAACUGACCCAGCCUUCCUGGUGACAAGAAAUACGGAAGACUACAUAACCUGGGUGGACUCAUCGAAAAUCAAACAGCACGUAAAGGAGUACAAUGAGGAGAGAGAUGACUUUGACCUGGUUGUCUAGUUCCAUUCCUGUGUGCUGCCCUGUGCAUUACUUGGCUUAAUUAAAGUGAAUAUCGUCUUUGGUGUCCCAUACUGACUGCAAUCCCCAUUGGUGAAGCAUCCUAUAUGAUGGCUCAAGGCUAUAUGAUGGAACAACAGAUUUAUGAAGUUCUCAGUGGUUAAAAUCAGAGAUCAAGGAAUGUCUAUUUUCUCUGCACACUCAUACUUUCGAUGUUGCAAUAUAAACUCUAAGAUGUUCAAAUUUUUUCAAUAUGGUUGACUGUCACUAAUUAGUUACAAUAAUUUAUUUUCCCAGUGUUGGCAUAGUUCAUCUGAAAACAGAUUUUGAUGCUUCAUUGAAUGGAUCCGAAUAAGUGUCCCAACCUUAUCAUUAGCUACAUUAUUAUCUUUGUUUUACUAGUUUUAUUGGGAAAGUUUCUGUGAACCAUUCCUUUAAGUGUACCAUAACGUGCACACUGACCUAAUGCUGUCUAACUGAUAGCAUGUAUGUUGUGUCCAAUCAUUAAUCUGAUGGUCCUGAAUAUAUUCUGAAGUACAAGCCCACAAGGAAAGUGUACUCUGUGGUUAUCUUCCUGAUGAGUUCAAGUACACACGCAUUCAAAAAAUGAAUAUUAACAGUUCUGCUUUAUGUAACUGGUCGGUAAUUGUGCACUGGCCUCAAAUACAAUCAGCUGAUAAACAGCAUUGUUGCUCCACAGAGUUUAGAUGAUGAAUUCCAUGUACUGGAGACCAAAUCAAGCCUGAACCCCACUGCCAGCCUGCCAGCAACCCACAUACACGCACACACCUUAUCUGUGAUCCUAAGAAGAUUGGCAAAACAUUCCAGUCCCAAAAUUUGAAUCAAAAUCAAAAGAUUCUUUUUCAGCAGAGAAGAUUAUAUUUGCUUUCAGCACCAGAAGGCUGAUUAUGUAUUGAGGGGGACUGAAACAUCAACGGAUUCCAAAUGUUGAUACUGCUGAACAGAUGUGCUAAUUGUGGAUAAUGUACAAACUAGUAUCACUUCUUCGUUUUUGAGACUGAUAUUUCAGCUUCACAAGUGUUUGUUAUUCUCUGCAUAGAAAAGGGUCACAGUGUCUUCUGAUGGUGUAUUUCAAUUUUUCAAAGCAUUUCAACAAAUAAAUUUUUACUCUUUUCAUGUAA
Messenger RNA from Chiloscyllium plagiosum (whitespotted bambooshark), 1586 nucleotides. The record is from RefSeq and is a predicted model, not a curated record. Lineage: Eukaryota; Metazoa; Chordata; Chondrichthyes; Orectolobiformes; Hemiscylliidae.